Molecule: messenger RNA, 2271 nt
Organism: Saccostrea echinata
Lineage: Eukaryota; Metazoa; Mollusca; Bivalvia; Ostreida; Ostreidae
Exons: 1
Coding region: 1-2271 (756 amino acids)
Biological process (GO): DNA integration
Molecular function (GO): nucleic acid binding
Source: RefSeq, a predicted model, not a curated record
AUGUUAAAGAAAUGGAACAGCUGGCUCAUGCAAGUGAAACAUCUGGAAGAUGUAAAAAUUGAAAGAUGUUACAAGCCAGGGAAUAUUGGACAUUCUGUGUUAUACCAGUUACAUUGUUUUGCGGACGCAAGCACACUUGGCAUGGGAGUUGUCAUAUAUUUGCGCAUGUCUGAUUAUCAUGGAAAUGUACAUUGUUCCUUCGUCAUGGGCAAAUCAAGAGUGGCACCAUUGAAAACAAUGACAAUUCCUAGGAUGGAACUCACCGCUGCAACAUUAGCCGUCAAGUUAAGUAAACUGGUGGACGAGCAAUUAGACUUUCCUAUAGAGAAAAUACAUUUCUGGACAGACAGUACAACAGUACUUCGCUACAUCGCUAACACCAAGACUAGAUUCCAAACCUUUGUUACCAAUCGACUUGCCAUCAUCAACGCCCAUACAACUUUUGAUCAAUGGCAUUAUGUGAACACAAAAGAAUAUCCUGCUGACUGUGCAUCUAGAGGAAUAUCUGUGAUUGAUAAAUUCAUAGAUCAUCAGUUGUGGUUUCAUGGACCUGAAUUCCUCCUGAAAUCAGAAUCUACUUGGCUUUUGAACUGUGACAUUGAUACUACUAUUGGAGUUAACGAUGUGGAAGUGAAAAAAUGCAUCAACACUACCCUUAUACAGUCUUCCUUCAAUGGUGUUGAAAAAAUUCUUCAGCAUUUCUCAGAUUGGAAAAGACUUAAAGUCACGGUUGGAUGGUUCUUGAAAGCCAAGGAUAACCUGAGAAAAAUAGUCAAGCAGAAAAUAGAAAGAAGAGAAAAAAUGAUAGACUCUGGAGCUUCAAAGGAGAGAAUCAUGCAGAUUGAAAGAGUGGAAAGUGAAACAAGAGUAAAGGAGUCCAAGAAGGCAAAAGCGAUUCCUUUUCUCAGUACUGAAAUCCUCGACAGAGCUGAAAGAGAACUUGUGGCAUAUGAGCAAAGGCAGUAUUAUGCAAAUGAAUUGAAAAUUCUUGGAGACAAACAUGGAUAUGUCAAAAAAUCGUCACAGCUUUCUAGAUUAGAUCCUAUUUUACAUGAAGGAGUCAUCAAAGUGGGGGGCAGACUAGAAAAGCUAAAUGCAUCUUUUACCACUAAGCAUCAGAUGAUCAUUCCAAAAAAUUCCACACUGACUAGGAUGAUUGCUAUAGAUGCCCACAGAUCUGCAGGACACAUGGGCAAGAAUGCUACUUUAGCAGUCAUUCGAGAGAAGUUUUGGAUACCCGGUAUUUCUUCUGUAUUAAAAUCGCUUAUCUCAAAAUGUGUUAUAUGCAGACGAUACCAGUCUCCUCCAAUGCACCAAAAAAUGGCCAAUCUACCUUCUGAAAGAUUGGAAAUAGAUGAUCCCCCAUUCACCCGUGUAGGUAUGGACUACUUUGGACCAUUUGAAUUGAAGAGAGGAAGGAGUAUGGUGAAACGAUAUGGUGUAAUAUUUACCUGUCUUAAUACACGAGCAGUCCAUCUUGAAGUGUCAUUCUCUUUGGAUACAGAUUCAUGUAUUGAUGCUAUUCGCAGAUUCAUCGCAAGGAGAGGAAAACCUAAAUUUAUCCGAUCAGACAAUGGUACAAAUUUAGUGGGUGCAGAAAAGGAAUUAAGAGAAGCUAUCAAGACAUGGAACGUUAACCAAAUUCAUUCUCAUUUGUUGCAGUCAGGGAUAGAUUGGAUGUUUAACCCACCAUCAGCAUCACAUUUCGGAGGUGUCUGGGAACGACUUAUCAGAUCCGUAAGAAAGGUGAUAUUUUCCGUUUUACAUGAACAAACUAUUUAUCUGAACGAUGAAGGACUCACAACUUUGUUCUGUGAAGUUGAAGCAAUUCUCAAUGGAAGACCUUUGACGCCCACAUCAGAUAACCCUAGUGAUCUAAGCGCUUUGACACCAAACCAUUUGCUACUUCUUAGAUCUGGAGAAACUUGCCCACCUGGAACUUUUUCACAGAUGGACAACUACGUUCGACGUAGAUGGCGCCAGAUCCAAUAUCUCGCAGACAUCUUCUGGAGAAGAUGGAUUAAAGAGUAUCUACCCCUUCUUCAGAGCAGGCAGAUGUGGUUAAAGGAGGGACGCAAUGUUAAAGAAGGUGAUUUGGUUCUUAUUGUUGAAAAUGGCCCAAGGAAUUAUUGGAAUCUUGGACGAGUUCUGGAGGUUCAAAAAGACAGACAUAAUAUUGUGCGUGUUGUGAAAGUGAAAACUGUGUCCAAUAUUCUUACACGUCCAAUAACGAAACUGUGUCUUGUGUUGGAGUCGGAUGACAGAGACUAA